Poecilia latipinna (sailfin molly) is the source of this 2147-nucleotide messenger RNA. RefSeq names its product biotin--protein ligase-like. The transcript is spliced from 4 exons. Gene Ontology annotation, cellular component: cytoplasm. The record is from RefSeq and is a predicted model, not a curated record. The coding region runs from base 301 to 2016 and encodes 571 amino acids. NCBI's taxonomy places the organism in Eukaryota, Metazoa, Chordata, Actinopteri, Cyprinodontiformes, Poeciliidae. Gene Ontology annotation, molecular function: biotin--[biotin carboxyl-carrier protein] ligase activity.
AACAUGCCGUUUAUGUUCUCUCUUUAAUGCAUUUACGUAAUGUUAUGGUGAUGUAUUGUCUCAAUAACCCCCUGGCGGUCCUUUUACAACAAUGUAUGCUAUGUUUGUACUGUUAUGUAUUCUGUAUGUCAAUAAAGAUCUAUUUAAAAAAAGAAGAAAACGUCACCUGCUAAUAAACACCAGAAGAAGAGAAGGCGGACUUUGCUUCGCUUCCUUUCAAGGUUAUGGCGGUAGAACUCUGUUUCUGUGGGCUUAGAGACUGUAGAUUUGGAUUGAUAUCAUUGAAGGGAAUCAAUAUGAAUGCAAAACUUAAUAGAAAAGCGGCGUAUGGUGGAUAAAAUGUUAAUAACUCUGUGUUACGUCUAUAUGUGGGUCCGUUUUCACAAGUGUUACUCGGUGCUGAUCCGCAACAGUCUGUCCAGGCUGAGAAGCAGGAAGAACAGCCUCUGUCUCAGCUUCUGUUCCGGCUCCAACUCGGGCUCUGCGCACCCCACAGCAACGCCCCCAGGACUCCACACAGCCGUUCCACAUUCCCAGCAGCUUUUUCCUCCCGAGGAUAAUGUUUUCCUCCAGCUCGGAGACAAGGCCGUCUAUGUCACGGAGGCUCAGGAGUGUGAUGACCUCAGCCAAUGGACUGUUCUUGGAUCCUCUUUAAUUGAUGCUCAACAAAUAGAUAAUAUUUCAUUCAUAAUAGAAGCUGCAGAGAACCAAGUGGGAUAUCCUCCUGCAACAAAUAAGCAAGUACUGAAGUGGUCUGACUACUGUUUCCCCCUGGCCUUCAGCCCGGAUCAGCCAUUCAAGGCGGUGGCACAGACUAGUCUAGAUAACUUCAGCCGUCUUGGGGUCGCUUUUAUUGAAGAUCGCCUUCAACUGGACAGUGGACUGGUGCCUUCAAAGAUAAUCCCUGUUUUGCUCCAAGAGAGCACUCUCAGAAAGGUGUUGGAACGGCAGUGUCUUGAGAGGCCACAGCCUGUGGGGGCGCUCUUACUUUCGUCCACUACUCCUGAGGAGGGCCUCUCCGAGUCAUUCUCUCAGCUGUUGCCUGCUGACCAACAGAAUCUGCACUUGCGAAAAGGUAGUCUCCUGCUACCCCUAGAGGUGAAGAAGAGGCUGCAGGAGCGGCGGGGAUCAGAGCCUCUGCCCAACUCUCAAACUGUUAAUUUAGAAUCCCAUCAUCACCACAUGGAGGGCUAUGGACACCACCUUCAUCUCUCCAGCUGCCAUGAAUGUUUAGAACUGGAGAACAGCACCAUCCUCUCUGUCAAAUAUGCCUCGGCUGAGAACAUUCCAGAUCUACCUGAUGACACCUCUGUGGGGCUGGAUAGUGUGGAUGGGUGUCUGGCUGAACUAGAACAUGAUUCUACGGGGUUUUUUGGAAAAGCACCAAACAUUCUUGUGUACACAGGUGGAUGUGAGGAACGUUUUCAAGCAAUUCAUCAACUUUUGGUAGACUGCAUAAAUGUGGAAAACAACACUAUUUAUCCCCUCCUGCAAGAACAAGCGCUAAGUGACCCAUGGCUGGACAACACCAGGCUCCUGGUUUUGGCAGAAGAGGAAUCCUUGACUGCUGAGCUUCAGACUCGCUUUCUUACUUACUUAAGCAAGGGUGGGAAGGUGCUAGGGCUGGGCUCCGCUUUGUGCCCGGCAGGUCUCCAUCUGGAAGUUAAGGAAGGACAAUGCCUCCAGUGUAGGAAGUUGAUCUUCACCAGAGAAGACAGCACAGAGCUGGAAGCAACCAUUCUGGCAAGUGGAAAGGUCUACAUUCGGGAUCCUCAGGGAGGAGGGGAAGUGGAGCUCUGGGGGGAGCUGAGAAGUGACGUCGCGAACCAGAGAGAAAUGGUUAUUGUCAGGUUAACUCAUGGAGCCGACGGCGGGGAAGCUGUCUUCUGUCAGGUAAAGAUAUUAUACAUAAGGAGUGCAAAUGCUAAUGGUACAAAUUUUAACACCAGGACAACAGUUACAUGUUUUCAGGUUUUAUGCUGCUGGAUUGGAACCAGGUUGGAAGUGGAGCUUUAAAAUGCAAAAUGUUUCAAAAUGUAAAACAUGUUUUUACAUUUUGAAAAAACACAUUUUUCAAAAUGUACAAGACAAGCUCCCAAAGCUCCUGUUCACAAUCCCCCGUCCGACACUUUUAGGAGAAUAACAUU